This is a messenger RNA of Zingiber officinale, 478 nucleotides long. RefSeq names its product nuclear transport factor 2-like. The record is from RefSeq and is a predicted model, not a curated record. Gene Ontology annotation, molecular function: mRNA binding. Bases 93 to 350 code for a protein of 85 amino acids. The transcript has 4 exons. Lineage: Eukaryota; Viridiplantae; Streptophyta; Magnoliopsida; Zingiberales; Zingiberaceae. Gene Ontology annotation, cellular component: ribonucleoprotein complex; cytosol.
CCUGGAAUUUAUCUACUCUAGUGAAAAGGUCUUAAUUUAAGCUUGUUUGAGAAUAGUAUUUGUUUUGGUCUCAAUUGAUUCCAGAUCUGUUUAUGUUGGAAAUCUUCCUUCAUCUAUCUCGACCUCAGACCUUGAGCAAGUCUAAGAAUUUUGGUAAAUUGAGACCAGAUGGUGUUUUUAUUAGAAGCCGGAAGGAGUCUGAUGUUUUUUAUGAUUUCAUUGAAUAUCAAGAUGCCAUUGGUGUACAAAAUGCACUUAAGGCAUCUCCAAUACAGUUAAAUGGGAGAUUGAUUCAGGACGAGAGGAGAAGACCUAAUAGCGGUGUAUCACGAGGAAAUACACAGUGGUAGGUGUUUUGUCCCAGUCUCAAGCCGACAAUCCUUUUUGAUUGGUAUAUCUAGUAGAAGUAAGCAUGCAGAUCGUUGUCUUCGAGGCCGGCUAGCUAUUUGUGCUUUUUUGUUUUAAAUUCGAAUGUCAC